This is a messenger RNA of Raphanus sativus (radish), 2346 nucleotides long. Its product is annotated as receptor-like serine/threonine-protein kinase At2g45590. Gene Ontology annotation, biological process: protein phosphorylation. Gene Ontology annotation, molecular function: protein kinase activity; ATP binding. Lineage: Eukaryota; Viridiplantae; Streptophyta; Magnoliopsida; Brassicales; Brassicaceae. The record is from RefSeq and is a predicted model, not a curated record.
UCGUCACGCUCCCUUAUCAACACCUUACCUUCUUCUUCUAUGGAUCCUCCUCCGACUUGAAACAUAUCAAUCUUCCAAAAAUGCCAUCUCGCCUCUCUCCGCCAGAUACUCCCCCGACCAACAAUCACCACCACAGUCUCCAUACCCCCCUUCCUUUAAUCCUAACCGGUUCUCUCGCCUUAACCGGAGCUCUACUCAUCAUCAUAACCAUACUUCUUUACCGGAAACUCUCCCGUAACCGAACCGCUCCCUCAGAUCUCGCCCCGGCGACCUCUCCCCAGCACUACCAAUGCCGCCGCUUCUCCUACUCCCAGCUCCGCCGCGCGACGAACUCCUUCUCCGACUCAUCCCAGCUCGGCCACGGCGGGUUCGGCACCGUCUACAGAGCCGAUCUCCCUAGCGGGACCUCCCUCGCCGUCAAAGUCAUGGACUCCUCCGCCGGGUCUCUCCAAGGCGAGCGCGAGUUUCACAACGAGCUCUCUCUCUCCUCUCACUUAAUUAGUUCCCCGCACGUCGUCUCUCUCCUCGGAUUCUCCUCCGACCGCCGUAACCGGAGGCUCGUCCUCGUCUACGAGCUCAUGGAGAAUCGGAGCUUGCAGGACGCGCUUCUCGGUCUCAGGUGCGAGGAGCUUAUGGAUUGGAGGAAAAGGUUUGAGAUUGCGACGGAUGUUGCCAAAGGGAUGGAGUUUCUUCACCAUUGCUGUGAUCCUCCGAUCAUCCACGGAGAUGUGAAGCCGAGUAGUCUUUUGGAUGCUGGUUUCAGGGCAAAGAUCGGAGAUUUCGGUCUCGCGAGGGUAAAGUCUGAGGCUUUGGUGGUUAGUAGUGGUGGUGGGAACGACGAGACUAGGGUUCUGAUUGAGGAAGAUGAUGAUGAUGAGAAGAGGAAGGAUGUUGCUGUUGUUGUUGUUGAAGAAGAAGAUAACGGGUCGAUUCUCGAGGAGAGUGAGAGCGUGAUCACUCUGUUCGAAGAGGGUAAUAACGCCGUGAGUUUCUCGCCGGAGAAUGGUUGUGGAAGUAGCGUUUUCACGGCGUCUCCGGGACCGGGGUUGAUACAGUCGCCGGAGAAUUGUGCCGUCAGCGUCUUGACGACGGCGUCUCCAGGACCGGCAUUGAUACCCUCGCCGGAGAAUUGUGCUGUUAGCGUCUUGACAGCGGCGUCUCCGGGAGGAGCAGCAUCGGUGGUACUAUCUCCGGAGAAAGGGAGUGUGACUGAGAGCUGUUUGGAGCAAAUGAGUGUGGAGAGUAAGCAGCAGAAAGCGGGUUCGAAGAGGGAUUGGUGGUGGAAACAGGACAGCAACGGUGGUGGAAGCAGAGGAGGGAUAGAGACAGGGAGUGUGAAAGACUACGUGAUGGAGUGGAUUGGGAGUGAGAUUAAGAAAGAGAGUAGCAACAACAACAAGGGAUGGAUCAAAAAUGGUGAUGGGUCAUCACCAUCAUCAUCAUCAGUCUCUAAGAAGAAGAAGAAGAAGAAGAGAAAGCCUAGAGAGUGGUGGAAGGAAGAGUUUUGCGAAGAGCUGACUAGAAAGAAGAGGAAGAAGAAGAAAAAAAAGAGAGGGUUAAGCUCGAUCUCAAGCAUUGACUCUUGGUUUCACAGAGACAGUGAUCAUCAUCAUAACCCUACCAAGAGGAAAAAGAGGAAUAGUAUAGAUUGGUGGGUAGAUGGGUUAAGCGGAGAUCUAAAAUCAGUUAAAAAACAGAGUCAAGAUUCUGGUUUGUGGUGUGAUGUGAAUGUUCAGAAGAGCGGAGGAGUAAGCAGCACACCGAGUAUGAGAGGUACGGUGUGCUACAUUGCGCCGGAAUGCGGUGGUGGUGGAGGAGGAGGUGCUUUGUCUGAGAAAUGUGAUGUUUAUAGUUUUGGGGUUCCUUUGGUUCUUGUCUCGGGGAGACGGCCGUUGCAGGUGUCCGCAUCGCCUAUGUCGGAGUUUGAGAGGGCUAAUCUGAUAUCAUGGGCUAAGCAGUUGGCUUGUCACGGUAACUUGUUGGAGUUGGUUGAUAAAUCUAUACAUUCUUUGGAGAAAGAGCAAGCGGUUCUUUGUGUUACCAUUGCGUUGCUCUGUCUGCAGAGAUCUCCGGUUAAGAGACCGACGAUGAAGGAGAUUGUUGAGAUGCUUACCGGUGCGUCUGAGCCACCGCAUUUGCCGUUUGAGUUCUCACCGUCGCCGCCUAUGGGGUUUCCAUUUAAGUCAAGGAAGAAAGCACGGUGAAAGAUGAUGUGGUUUAGGUUUAAUUGCAAGUUGUAGAAACUGGUUUAAUUCCAUAACAUUAGAUUCUUGCAAAUAGUUAUGAAGAUUAGAAUGUCAUUGCAGACUCUUUCAACUCCUAAUGCAGAAUCUAAUAUUUAGACCA